This is a messenger RNA of Cyclocybe aegerita, 1242 nucleotides long. NCBI's taxonomy places the organism in Eukaryota, Fungi, Basidiomycota, Agaricomycetes, Agaricales, Hemipholiotaceae. The record is from the annotation of a GenBank genome assembly.
AUGCAGAGAUGUCCUGAGCUCAGGAACCUACGCAAAGCACCGCGCUUUAUCUCAAUCUUGUUGCGGCAUCAGACACCUGGUUCUCCUGCGGUGGCAAUUAAUCCAUUCAGUGCCGUUGAUGUUCUCGACCCAACACAUCCAGGGCUCAAGAGCCUCAAAUACCUCCCCCAUACUAGAGACAACGCAAUUGGUGUGAAGAUCUUCCCAAUAUCGCUCCUCAACAAGCCGCAGUUGGCGAACGGGCACCCCUUCGGUCGCAAAUUUCUUACUUGGAUAGAACGUGUACAGAAAGCGAAGGAGGCUGGAGUCAAGGUUGUCUAUGUCGGCGGCAAACCCGCUUUGGCGUGGAAGUCGGGAGAGCUCGUGGGCGAGGACGAGCAGGUGUAUCCGGAGCACGAUCACAACACGUUGGACAUACCUGAUUGCAAGGCUACGCCGAAAGGACGUUUACUGGAUAUUGCACGGAAGAGGGCUAUGCGACGCGUUCCGAUGUCAUAUUUGACCGCAACGAGCAAGGCUCGCAUGGGUGCAAAACGGUACACACGUUGCCAGAUCACUCGACGUAUGAAGGUCGCGUCGAACCUCAUUGUGACGCGAGGCGCUUACUUUGGAGAACCUGCAUUGAAAAAUGAGGGCCCGGCGAAGGAGGAUGUGAAGACCUUGGGUGUUGGGAUUAAACCGAAGCGCGUCGUCAUGCGAUUUGACCAGGAAGAGGCGAAGUCGAUGGGCAGGAAAUGGAUUAUGCAGGGAUGGUCCUAUGUUUGGUUCCCGACAAUGGAAGUCUACCGAAUGCCAUAUUCAGAACUCAUCCCCCGCCUACGACAAAAGCUAACUUUCCUCAAUAAACGGGCUAACGAACUCGAGAAAUCAUGGUUCAUCAAUGCUCUCAGGAAUGAUGGACGUCCUAGUAGAUCCCUGAGCCGUAUCAAUGGGAAAUACACUGUUCCACCACCGCAAACGAGUUCGGGACAAGGCCCACAGCAGCCUCAAGGCUCCAAUGUCGAAGGACAACCUCCUCAGCCGCCUGAACUGUUGAAGGAGCCCGUCAAGCCGAAACUUCCAGUCUCAAAGCCCCAACCCAUCCAGCCCGCUACCGCACCGAAGAAAGUUGUCACAACCUUCGAUAACAACAAGUGGAAGAAAGAGCUGAUGGAUGGACUGGCCUUACUCCAAACAUCACUGGCUGCUGCUGAACAUCAAGCUCAUCGAGGUCGAAAACCUGUCGGCACGAGACAAACAUAG